GACUGCGCUUUAGGAAUCAUCUCACUCGUUGUUUUCAAUGGGAAUAACUUCUCAGCUGUAUUUAUUUGAGCAGUUUGACUCUUACCGAGGAAUUUCACGCGUGUUCCUGGAACUUUUCACUUUGGCAGCUGCGCCCCUCGGGGUUUGGUUUCAGCCCGGAUCCGUGCUCUGCGGACUGUGGAGCAGGGAGCUCCCCGUCAACAACUUUUCACAUGAGUGACCUCUGGAGCUUCUGUGGGCUCUAAACCAAAGUUGUUUGGUUGUUGUUUUUUCACGUGAACACCGUGUGUGUGCCGUAGGAGUUUUAUAAACAUGUCAGGACGCGUUUUACGCACAAAACGUCGGAUUGUUGCAGACAGCGUCGGAGCGUUUAACGAGUGCGUCAAGGGCAACUUUCUCCAGGACUGAGAUCCUUGGUGUGACUCACACAGGUGGUGCUGGGAUUCCCGCUUUGAUCCGGAUCGGUGUUUGUGAGAGGAAAAAAGUCUCCGCGUAUUAACGCGUUAUGGAAGGUGAUCAGGAGACCGGCGCGUCCUCCGAUGAGCCGCGGGGGCACAGCGCCGCCGGCACCGACAGCUUCUCACGUCUGUGGACGGAUGUCAUGGGGAUGCUGGAUGGUUCUCUGGGCAACAUAGAUGACCUUGCUCAGGAGUACUCGGAGUACUACAACACCUGCUUUAGUGACGUCAGCGACCGCAUGGAGGAGCUACGCAAACGACGUGUUUCGCAGGAGAUUGAAAUGGAAAAACAGGAUCCCAGCAGCAUGUCCCUGCAGCUCCGCUCAGAGAUCCAGGAGUCCUUAGGCUUCAGCAGCGAGGUGUCCACUCCAGAGACGGACAGAAAAAUGCCGCUGCAUAAGUCCAGUUCUGAAGACGGAUCAGGAGGUAAAUGGGACAAUAAGAAAAAGAACAAAUCUUUCUGGCAGAACUUUCGCAAGUCUCAGCACAAACCUGUAAUGCGACAGACAUCCAAAGGAGAGGACAUUGGCUAUGUGGCCAGUGAGAUCACCAUGAGUGAUGAAGAGAGAAUCCAGCUGAUGAUGAUGGUGAAAGAGAAGAUGAUCACGGUAGAAGAAGCUCUGGCUCGGCUGAAGGAGUAUGAGCGCAGCAGACAGUCCAGCAGUACUGACACUGCAGAGUGGACUGAAGGAUCUGUACCCAAUCUAAACCAGUCCUCAAACUGCAACUCUCAAGAGCAGUCAGAUGACGAGCAGGCUGAGGACUCCGUGAAGUUCAGACGGCUUCACAAGCUGGUGAACUCGACUCGCCGUGUCAGGAAGAAACUCAUCAAGGUGGAAGAGGGCAAGAAACAUGGUUCUGAAGAUUUUCUGAAUUUGGAGGCAUCUCCCACCUGUGAGGAUAACACUGCUCUGUACACGGGGGUGCUGAAGAAGCCCCCAUUGCCCCAGGAGGCUUCUUUGCCCUCCCUCAUCCAGGAUCAACUCUCUCUGGAUGGAGACUCAGACAGUCUGACCACCUCACCUUCCUCUAGCAGCCUCGAAACCUGGUCUGGACACAAAUUAGUUAAAACCUUCAGUAAGUCUUCCAGUACCCAUGGCCUCAUCCGACCCCCCAGGAGGACAUCAGCUGGUUUGGGAGGCCUGGGUGGCUCCUUCUCUGGCAUCGGAGGCAGUGGUUCCUCCUUCUCAGAACUGGAUGGCUGUGGAGUGGACGAGGAGGGAAAGUUGUCACGUUCCACCACCGACAGCGAGAUGCGGAAGGCCGUGAGCUCCGUCUCCCACGGGGUAAGUAACGAUGAGAGUCUCUACUCCUUCCAUGGUCUCACCAAACCUCGCUCCAAACCCCACACCCAGUCCCGCAUCCUAAUCUCUCUGGAUGAAGGUCCUCGAGGCAGCCCGAAACGUCAACCUGCCAGCCGACACCACGGCAGCUGGACACAUCGGAAGCCUGACCCCAACUAUGCUUACUCAACCAAGCAUCUUCUUUACCAACGCUCGCGCAAUGCAAAGACCCCUGUCUCCCCUCUAUGCCUCACCCCAUCCUCCCCUGCCCAUUGUGAUGUAGGUAAAUCAAAGGGUUUUGGAGUUGGGGGCUGGGUAUUCCCCUCUCGCAGGCUGCGAGGGCGAACGGCAGUCAGCGAGCUGAACAUCACCUACGUGGUAGAAAGGAACCUGUACGGUCACCUCAACUGGGCCCAACUGGUCCGUCCGGUUACCCUCAGCCGUGCUGAGCGCCGCUGUCUAUUGGAUGAGGACCGUGAAGCAGACAGGAAGUGGGCGGCCAGCGUAGACCGCUGUACAAAGGGUGUGCUCUUGCGCAUCCAGCAGAAGUCUAGAACCUGCAGCUUCGGAGGCUUCGAUUUGUCCAACCGCUCGCUCCACGUGGUCAACACGGCCUCAGAGAGCAACACUAAAGAACAAGACGCCAUAUACCGGGAAGUGGUCAAGUCCCCCACAACGUCUCGAAUCUCACUGGGCAAGAAGGUCAAGUCAGUCAAGGAAACGAUGAGGAAAAGAAUGUCCAAGAAGUACAGCAGCUCGCUAUCUGAACAGUCCAGUCCAGAUGGAGCCCCUGGUUCCCCACAGUACCCCCAACCUGACACAGAUUCUCUGGAGAAGCCGAAGCUGAAGGCGGGAGGAUCCGUGGAAAGUCUUCGUAGUUCUCUCAGCGGACAGAGUUCAAUGAGCGGUCAAACCGUGAGCACCACAGAUUCAUCAGCCAGUAACAGAGAGAGUGUGAAGUCAGAGGAUGGCGACGAUGAAGAGCCACCGUACAGAGGACCGUUCUGUGGCCGGGCCAGGGUCCACACCGACUUCACGCCCAGUCCCUACGACACGGACUCCCUCAAACUCAAGCGCGGAGAUGUGAUCGACAUCAUCAGCAAGCCACCAAUGGGAACCUGGAUGGGGCUGCUGAACAACAAAGUUGGCACCUUCAAGUUCAUCUAUGUGGACGUCCUGAGCGAAGAAGAGGAGAAACCUAAAAGGCCCAUCAGGAGGAGGAGGAAGACGCGACCGCCCAAACCCACCUCUGUCGAGGAGCUGCUUGAGCGCAUCAACCUCAAAGAGCACAUGCCCACUUUCCUUUUCAACGGCUACGAGGACCUGGACACGUUCAAGCUGCUCGAAGAGGAAGACCUGGACGAGCUGAACAUCAGGGACCCACAGCACAGAGCCGUCCUGCUCACCGCCGUUGAACUGCUGCAGGAGUACGACAGCAGCAGCGAUGUGGAGCACAGCGCCCUCUCUGGAUCCCAGGAGAAGCUGCUGUCUGAGGGUCAGGGCCUGCUGGGAGAUUCUCCUCGAGACUCCGGCUGCUACGAGAGCAGCGAGAACCUGGACAACGGUAAGAACCAGAAGGCUUCUCGUUCCGGUCACUCUUCAACAAACCAACCGUCUCCAGACUAUCCCACUCUGCCGCUGACUUUUUCUACAGAGACUCUACAACACAGCAGCAAGAACCAGCGUGCAAAGUUCCCCAAAAGCUUCUUCAUCAAACCUUCCCCGAAGGGCUUCAGUCUACGGGGGCUGCGCAAAUCCCAAAGACAGUCUCCCAUCCCUGUCAGCCGCAGCUGUGAGGGUUUGGAUGGACCUCUACAGUCUACUGGACCCUGGAAAAGGUCCCAUUCCUUAGGAGAUCUGAAGUGGGAACAGACAGUUGCACAAAAGAAGGAUUUAAACAUAGAGCUUAAAUCUACCCAGGAAGGAUUCAAGUCAUGCAAAAUUAGCCCUACCAAGGUCAACGAGAAUUCCCCUACUCAGAAUGGAAUACCACCAGUAAGCCUGAAGGGAAGAGCAGACCGACCAACAGUGCCGUCCCAGCUGCCACUCACACCUUCUUCUCCCACCAAUCCCAUUCCUUCUCCAAGCCCCCCAGAAUCAAAGACAAAUGUGGCUAUCCGGACUCAUCCCAAAAAGCCCCCAGUCCCUCCUCCUGUUCCUGCCAAGAAGUCCAGGGAAAGACUAGCCAACGGCCUUCGACAUCCUCCUUUCUCCCUGCCCUCCUCACCUUCUCCGACUGGGUCACCGACCCAUUCCUUUGCCCGGUCUCACCCAAACAGCCCUAUAAUCCGGAGCAGCAGCCCCGGCGUUCCACCUCUUCCCACAAAGAUGCCGAGCAUCCCCACCAGUCCCUGCGCCGCCUCGUCCAUUGGUGAGGAGGCAGGCACUCCAUCGGCUGUAGCCCCUCCAUGGCUAUCGGACUUUGGAGGAAAGGUUCCUGUAACAAGGAAGUCCUCUCAUGGCAAGACGAGUCCUGACCUGCUCACCCUCCUGGAACAACGGCUGACAGCAGAGGGCAUUGACCUUACAGAGGAGCCCUAUUCUGACAAGCACGGCCGCUGUGGCGUUCCACAGCCACUGGUGCAGCGUUACGCCGAGGACCUGGAGCAGCCGGUCAAAGACGUGGCCUCCACCAUGGACCAGCUCCGGGUCAGAGAGCUCCGAAAACAACACCGCAUGGCUAUCCCUUCUGGAGGUUUGACUGAAAUGUGCCGGAAGCCUGUUUCUUCAGGUAACAUCAGCACGGUUUCUGAUUGGCUGGUCUCCAUCGGCCUGCCCAUGUACACCACCUCCCUGACGGCGGCAGGAGUCGACACGCUGAGCCAUGUGGCCUUGAUAACAGAGAGCAGCCUGUGGGAAGCAGGUGUGCAGGAUGGACGACACGCCCGCCGGCUGGUCACCGAGGCACGAUUGGUCAGCGUGCACAAGGAAGUGAAGUCCUAACACUGACGGUGGCCUCGGAUUGGUUGAGAGAAAAUAAAUGGACAACUGUGAGCGAACAAAGACACGCAACCAGCUCUGACUUUUCUUUACAAAUGUUUACGGCUUUGACAAAUUUGUUUCCGAAAAGUCACGGUGCGAUAUCGGAUGCCUUUUUGAAGACGUACACUGUGGGACAGGUUCCAUUCUAAAGACACCCAAAGGUCUUAAGGUAGAUCUGGAUGCGGAUCUGCCUUUGAGGAAGAAAGCACAGAUUUUUGUAGGUUGGAUUGUUUUAUGGUUUAUUCCUCCGUAUUUUACUUUAUAAAAACUGAUUUUCAGCUCAAGUGCGAGGCAACGUUAAGUGAAGGUCCUUUCAGGAAGUAGCUCGGCCCUACGUGAGCAGAGGCUUCAUUCCAGCUGACUUCAGAAUUCAGUCUGGACUAUAACUGUUGAUUUCAGAUUGAAAAAAGUUUAUUUUGUAUCUUCUUUCUGUGUGAUAUAAUAAACCACAUAUCCUAAUUUCAAAGUGUUUUUGUAUAUUAAUUUUUUUUCCCCCAGUUUCAUUAUUUCAGCCUUAUUUUGGGGCCAAAUCGUUGUCAUUUAUAUUUCAUAUAUUUUUCAUCCUAUUUCAGGCCCUGCCACAAUAUGAAGCUGGGUUUUUUUGUUGUUGUUCUUUAAACAGUAAACACAAUCAGCAUCAUAGCAACAAGACAUUCCUCGUGUAUCCAAAUAUAAUUUAUGUUUGGCCAACGAGAACAUAUAAAUAUCUGAAAUUAUCAAAGAUUAAUUUCUGCCUUCACAAUAUGGUGACAGAGUUCAUUUAAACAGGGUGUGUCACAGCCAAGGGUUUUUAUUUUUACAUAUAUGUGCAACACCAAUACAUUGACCAAUACAAGACCUCAAGCCACACAACAUGGUUUCAAAAUCAUGUUAUCGACCAAAUGGCAAAAGUGAGCAGCUGGACAGGAAUUGUAAGUUUGUAACCUUGGAGUGGUGUCUUAUUAGAAAUGAGGGCUGUAUUUAUUUUGGGUGUUUAAUCAUUUGUGUUGCCAUGUUGGCACUCUGUUCCAGGUUUAGGAGUAGAGGCAACAAAGCGACUGACGAAGAAUAAUCUUGAAAAUCACUCGUCACACUUUUUUUUAAGCACCUCAUCUGAAGUGCAAGUGCGAGGUGUAAACAUUCUUCCUUUAUAAAUGUCAGUGUGGGAAAUGGAACCUGCAGUUCAUGGGUCAUCUAAAUUUUUGUUACUGUAACCAUUUUAAUUAAUAGCAGAAUGAUUCAUUCACAGCAUCUUU
This is a messenger RNA of Thalassophryne amazonica, 5958 nucleotides long. RefSeq names its product SAM and SH3 domain containing 1a (gene sash1a). The transcript is spliced from 21 exons. The record is from RefSeq and is a predicted model, not a curated record. Gene Ontology annotation, molecular function: protein binding. The coding region runs from base 506 to 4684 and encodes 1392 amino acids. NCBI's taxonomy places the organism in Eukaryota, Metazoa, Chordata, Actinopteri, Batrachoidiformes, Batrachoididae.